AUGCAGAUCCCCUUUACCAGCAGGCCUAUGGCAGAUGCCAAUAUUUUCUCUUGUGUUGAUCCUAAACUUAUCAAAGAAAUGAUUUUAAAAAGUGAAGCAUUUACUUUCCUUCAAAAAGACCCUUUCGUUUAUUCAGCGAUGCUCGGGGCUACUCGACUUACUGAAAUGGUAUCUUUUCUUUUUGAGGGAAAACACGCAGAACCAACAUUAUAUAAAACUUUUUUCUUGUUUCUCGUGUGUGGAAGAAAGAUCAUGGAGCUUUAUUCCCUACUUGAAGGGUUAAAUGAAGAUUUUCGGUUCUGGGCAUCGGCUUUAAAAUCCCCCGUUGGUUUCUGUUAUUAUUCAUUGGCAUGUAAGCGUGAUAAGGCAAAAUUAAAAGUAGGACCUGUUUAUUACAUCCAAAAAAAACCUCUAUGGUUUGUGUUUUCAAAGAACUCGUUUCGCUCUCAAAUACACCAGAAAAAGAUGGAAAUAUUUAUUCAAAUUUCGGCAUUAAUGAAUUUCCAGUGGAUGGCUGCUUUAAAAGGUGAUGAGAAAUACAUUUCCGAAAUUUUACCUCAACUCACAUAUCAGAAAUCGCUGCUAGAAUCGCCCAUAUCAUUGACCACGUUUAGAAAGCCAAAUUUGAUUUUAAGAACUUGGCCAAUGGCACUUUUAGUCUUUGCUUCUUGUGCUUCCAUCGGCCAUCUUAUCGCAGUGAUGAACGUUGAGUGGUGGCUAGACAAAUUUGUCCAAUUAAAAGAGACACUAAUAUCUGCGUCAAUCAAAUGGAUCAUAUCUCCUUUAAAAGACAUGUGGGCUAUGAUCAGAUAUAAAACGAGAAAAUUUGGCAUUGAAUCUUCACUCUCAUCUGAUGCAGAGGCAGGUGGAAUAUUUAACUCUUAG
Mitosporidium daphniae is the source of this 885-nucleotide messenger RNA. RefSeq lists its product as uncharacterized. Lineage: Eukaryota; Fungi; Microsporidia. The coding region runs from base 1 to 885 and encodes 294 amino acids. The record is from RefSeq and is a predicted model, not a curated record. The transcript has a single exon.